CCAUGGGAGCAGGUCUUACUUCAACGGGCCGCCUGGUUCAAGAAGGCCUUGGAGAACCCUUGGGACAAUCCUGUGCUAAAGAGUUUGAUCAAUCCUAAUAGCGAGCCAGUCACCGAUCAACAGGUGUUAGAAUGGCUGAUCUCCGAGCACGGCGUCGUGCUGGUCACCCGACUUCAGCGCAUGGUUGGCGCGGGCAACUGCGACGACCUGGCACUGCUACUCGCCUCCGCCGUCAUGGACCGCGCACGCGCCGCCAUCAAACGCUUGGACGACGACUGCGCCGACCAGAAAGUCGAAGAAGAAGACAGCUCGUCGUUCAUCGCCGUUUUAGAGAGAGAGGCAAGGUUCACGUCAGAAGAGUGGGAGAUGCUGACGGACAUCGAGCUUGUUCUACUGCUGAAGACCGACAAGCGACCGCGCUGCAUCGAGCUGGCGAAACUCACCCCUCUGAGGCACGGCUACAAAAUGGUGGAGCGGCUUCGCAAACGGCUCGAGGGGUCGCCUCGGGAUAAAAAGCUGUGGAAACACGCGAAAGAGGUCGCCGCCAUUGUCACUCAGGUGAUAAUCGCGCGCUGCAUGGUGCUGAGUAGUUGCGCGGGCGCGGGGCGCGACGCGCUGUACUGGUGCGCGCGCGCGCUGGCGCGGCUCGUGGCGCCCGCGCGCCUGCGCGCCGCCUCCGCCGCGCUCGCCGCGCCCGCCGCCACCGCCCGCCAUCUGCACACCUUCUGCGCCGCGCUCUCUGCCGAGUGUAAGGAGCUAAACACGGACGUGUUGAUGAAGCCGUUCAUAUGCGAGCUGUACGUUCGCUCCAUCACCGCCGGCAUGAAUGAACUAGAGCAGCUCAAACUCAAGCCUGAAAAGGAAUCGGAGGCGCGGCUGUACGAGCAGACGCUGGCGGGCUGGUUCACGCAGCUGGGCGGGCGCCUCACGGACAGCGUGCGCCUGCGCGCCGAGUGCGCGCUCACCGCCUUCAGCGUGCACCCCGCACGCAAGCACUACGAGCGCGUCGCCAGCACCACGCCGCCCGUCCGCCUGCCACAGGCCCAAGAAUCCGCUCCAGAAACCACAUCGGAGUACGGCAGCUGGGCCAACGACAGCCGAACACAGAGCAACCUCGUCAAAACGUCAGAGACCCUUCAGCUGAAGCAGUCCCAGCAGCACCAGGCUAACGUGCUGUCCACUGCUAUCCUUACCGAGGGGGAGGCUUUGGGGUUGGAGCCGGAACUGUGCCAGGAUCUGGCUGUUCUGCUCUCUGGGCCGAGGGUCAAGACUCUGUCGUGGGAUAUGGACAGGGAGGUUCUCCUGGAAAACUGCCGGUCGUACAUGGAGAAGACCCGCGGAGGCACCCGCGCCGUCACCACGGAGCUCAAGUACCUCAACCUGGACCCCAACGCCUACCAGCAUCUGCCCGAGGAGGAGGAUGAUGAGAAUGACGUCUAUUACGGCAUUGAGAAAGGGUAUGAACAUGAGGUCCAAUUCGAGGAGCCAGAAGAGAUAUGGCAAAACGCAUUCUUCGAUCCUGAACAGACGGAAAGUGCUGACGACAGCGAAAUAGAUCGGGGAUUCGGCAAGAAAAAGUCUAAGGCAAGUGUCGUUGAUUCUGAAGACGAAGACCCGCUCAGCACUAUAGCAGACGCCAAGAAGGAAAAGAAAAAACGCGCAAAAGAGAAGGACAAGGAACAGAGAAAGAAGAAGACACACAAACGAGAUGACAGCAAAGAUGGCAGCACGGAGCGACGAAAAGACAAAGAUAAGAAAACCAAAAAGGAGAGAAAGAAAGACAAGUCUGAACAAUCAGCGGCAGGGUCAUUGAACAGUUUACUGGGAAUGAAAGUCGCUAAAGUGUCCUCACCAGUGCAGGAUGGAGAAAAGAGAGUAAGAAAGAAAAAGGAACGUCGAAGAGAGUCCACGUUUAGCUACGUUAGUGUCACUAACAGUGAUCAAAUCUCAGACGAUCAUAGCGUUCUGGUCGAUGGAGUGUUCUCUAUGGACGAACUCAAAUCGCCAGAAAGACUUAGUGCAGAUCGUCAAAAACUAGACAAUACUAAAACUACAAUUAAAAGUGAGAUGCAAAGCCCUGUGAUAAAUGACAUUAAAACACGACCCAUGAGUUCACCAACAGUCACGACGACAAGUAGUGACUCUGAUGUGACGAGAGCGAAAUCGCCUUACUUGACACCUAACCAACUAGCUCACAGACACGUAGUCAACCCACAAGUGAAAUCCAGUCUACACAAACUCCUACAGUUUAGAAGGAACCAAAAUAAACUAAGAGCCGUGGCUAGACCAGCUCCAGCCCAUACUCAAACACAGACCAACUUGGCUAGACCACCCUCAGCCUUUACUCAGACACAUACCAACUUGGCUAGGCCACCCUCAGUCCAUACUCCAAUACAGACCAACUUGGCUAGACCAGCUCCAGCCCAUACUCCGACACAUACCAACAUGGCUAGACCGGAUCCAGCCCAUACUCCGACACAUACCAACCUGGCUAGACCACCCCCGGCACAUACUCAAACGCAAGGCAGUUCACUUGUUGGCAUGAAAAUAUACAAUCCAGAUGAUGUACCUAAGGUCUACUUGAAUAAAAAACAAUGUAAACAGUUGGAAACUAUGUCAAAUGACAUGAAUAAUAUAUUAAAAGGCACUGCUGAUUACAUGCCUAGAACACCUUGUAAAGAGUCUAAAGAUAAACUACAGAGUCAACAGAUUUUAUAUAACUCACAGAAGUAUCCGCAGCAAUACAAUAAUCCGGUGCACAUAUCACAAAACGUGCUGACUGAAAGCCAAAAACUUAGUGAAUACACAACACAUAGUCCCGUAAAAGCUGUACAGAAUGUGAUACUUAACCAGUCACUAAAUAGUACUCAAAUGAACUACGCUUCCCCAGCGAAAACAGCAGAACAUGUGAGGCCGCACGAUCUAAAUGUUACGCCACCGAAGCCAACAAUAGUGUAUCAUCCAUUACACAAAUCCAUGCAAAACUUAUCUUCGGAUAAACAAGAACUUCCGAAGAAACCGCUUCUAAUAAAUGACCCUAAUUACUUCAGUCAGCAGCAUGUAAAAGCUAAUGUUUCACAGCUCUCGCCAAAAAUUAUUAGCAAUACUGUCAUAAAACCACCAAGUCAAAUCACGACGGCUAAAGAUGAUUUCACUAAAUCGCCAGCGAACAGCAAUAUACAUCGAACUUAUAUGUCUAAACCCGCGCAAAAUGUAAAUAGUCAAAUGACGAAUUUGAAUAGCGAGCUUAUGCGAUCACAAACGCUGUAUGAGAGGCAAAAGCUGAGUAAUUCUAUGCAAAAUAUUACAGAGGUACCAGGAUCGAGUUACAAUGCUACAAAAAGACACAUCCCUACACCUCAAGAUAUGCUACAUGGUCGAGCAAGUAAUGCGAAACCGUAUAAUAUUACAUCGCACAGUGAUGCAUUAAAUUCGGCCCAACCCUUGCAUUCUAAUAAUAGCGCACAAACUUGUCGAAGUGGUUCAAUUCAAAACCGAGAGAGAGUUGAUACUAAGACUCCACUUAUAUCAGAAACGAGUGAUAUUGACGAGUUUUUGAAGGAAAUUUACAAAUCUAUACAUGCAGGCGCUGACAAAAAUGUCUCCGUAGCUUUAAAUAAAGAUGUUAAAUUGACUAUUCAAACACCUUCCACAACAGUAAAAAGGACAGAUUUAGUAACUCCUCAAUGUGCCAAACAACAGUUACAACAAAAGAAAACUGAGAAUGUUCCUACCACUUUCUCUCGACUCAGUUACAUGCAUAAGAAUAAGCAAAACGAAAUCAAAGUACCGCUAACAGACUCUAUUAGUGUAGAACUAAACAAAAAGAUAAUUGAACACAAAUUAAGUAAGGCCAAAUGCCUGAAAAAUGAAAUAACAAUAUCUAGGGUCGGUAUAACGAACCCGGAUGCACGAGACCCACAGAAAGUGAUUAGGAGAAUCGACCAAUCUGGCUCGGCCUUAAAGAGAGGUUGUCCCCUACUGUCUAGUAUGUUAGAGUCUACAGGGUCUCCUACCAUUCAGCCUCAUAGCAAUACGCCUACCACCAUUCACAAUGCUGCUGACAAUCUGCCGAAUAGAGAAGACGCGGAUUUACUACUCCUACUGCGCAAUCCAACUCUUAUGAAACCAAGUGUCAAUAUAUACAUAGAUAAUGCCUCAAUAGGGUCUUUAACGAGCGACGGAUCGCACCAGACUCUAAAUCCUCAAACCAAAGUAGAAACUCAAGUUUCGAAACAACAAACAUUAGUGGGCACCAAAGUAAAAAACAUCAAUAUCCUAGACACAUGCUCGACGAAGAAAGAAUCGUCUUCAGAUGAUGAGUGGAAACGGGUUAUGGAUGCUAUAAGAGCCCGAAAAACAGAGCCGCUUGGUCCUAAUGCCUUAGAGCUAGCGCUAAAGAAAGACCCAGGAAAAUAUUCUCAUGGCUGUUCAAGGACAAGUGGCAAGCGUGUGAGCGAGCUUAGACAAAGUUUAUUACAGAAUAAAUCUUCUGACACUAAGAAACGCGAACACUAUAGCUCAAAAGCUAGCUCAACUACUCGUAACCCAAGCACUGAUAAACAUUCCGAAGUACCUAAAAAGCCUAGAAAUGCUGAAGUUAUCAAAAAGACAUCUCCAGAAAUGCUUAAGAAACUUGAUGUCCACAAUAAACAAUCUAGUCCAAAUAUGACUAGGGAAGUUCCUCAUACUUCCGCGAUUCCAAAUUCAGAUUUCGAUAUGCUAGACGAUCUAAUAGACGACGAUUUACGUCGAGAAUUAGGAGAAAUAUCUUCUGAUGAGGACGCUUAUACCGUUCAAACUGCACCUGUGGCUAAAGGGAAAAGUCAUAGAAACAUUCCAAAAUCAAACUCUAUUGUUUCCAAGGCAGCUAGUACGUCUAAGGAUAAAACACACAUUGUUAACCCUAAGACAAACAUACGUAAAAAUCAAACCAAUUCAACUGCAGCAGAUAGUCUCGUCGGUUCUGGCGUGAAUACCUUCUCCACAACUGACUAUACGACUGUGAUAGUAAAUAAUUCUAGUCAUCCAGCUGCAACACAUAUAGAAAACAGUCCAACAGAAAGUAAAUCUGAGACGGUGCAGCAAUAUGCACCAACUACCACAAUCAUAACUGAUCAAGUAGCUCAGAAUACGGCUAACAAUAUAUUGACGCAUAUAGAAGCGCACCAAUAUGUAAACAAUAUUUUACCGACGAAUGUAAUACUUGCAUCGGUGCCACAGUCUGCGCCUGUUGUUGUUAUACGCCAAGAUCUUGUUUACGAUCCAUACCCAACGAUACGUAUCCAUGAGAGUCAAGUGAAUGCUGAACUUUGCGCGAUAAACCAAAAUGUAUUUGCUGUAAACGCAGCCCCUAAUUUAGCAUUAUACCAAACUACGCAGUUUGCCGCGCCGGUCAUAAAUCCAUUUAUUAUCGGCAACGCUACGACUACUACUAAUGUAUCAAAUCCAACCGCAAUGGGAAAUGAACACGUCACUGAAGACUUCGAAAAAGAAGAUUUGGACAUGCCAGUUGAAGAUAGCAUAAGCUUGGAAACUGCACUCAGACUUUCAGAUGCCGUAAGUGAGACUCCCGAACCUCCAAAUCUAGAUUUUAAUAUGAACAGGAAUAGUGAAAGAAAGGUGCUAUCUCAAGUGCAUGAAAAUCAUACGGAUGAUGUCGAAAAGGAAUCUCAUAUACGCAGGUUGUCGAAUGACGAUGUCCCUUUAAAAACGGAACAAGACAAGCAGAGAAUAGAACUAAAGCGCCAGUCCCUUAUAAAUAGAAAUAUAAGUCACUUGGGCGGGCUUCCACCUAUAGCUCUCACGUACACGCCGUUAAGUAAAAAAGUAACUCUAGGAAAGCUUUUACAACAGGAAUCGCCGAAAAACGGCACUGUUAAACCUAAUCCCAGAUUAGUGCCAAGCACUAAAAAUGGCAUUGUAGUGGCAACCGCAAGUGUAAAGACUCCAGCAACUGAAGCGAAUAAUGAAAAUAUAGUUUCUACAGUUCAAGUGUCAAGUGCAAAAGAGAACAAACAAUCUUGCCGUCGUAUUUGGCUAAGAUCAUCUAAUAAGAUAACAAAUAAAAAAGUGGCACCUAUUAAAAGUCCUCGAAAGCCACUUAAUAGAAAUACAAUCAAACUAAAAGUAAAAGAUAAUGCUAUUACGCAUGAGAAUACGACUGUUACUCAUGUAAAAAAUGAAAAUAAAGACAGCAUAAAAAAGACAACGCGUGCUUCAAAUAGAAUACUCAACAAAAAUAAAAAAGAUAAAAAUGAACCCUCAAGUCCAUUAGAAAUGCAACAAAAUGUUGCUGAUACUAACGAACUAAUUGAUUUUGAAGAAGAGCUAAACAGCUCUAUAGUAUUAAAGUCCUCAGUUGCAAUGCUUGAGGCUCACAAGCUUGAAGAUACAUCGAUGAAAGAACUGGAAUCAAAUGAUUCAGUAACAGAACAAGAUAAACAAUUAGAAGUUAUCAAAAAUACUGAAGUCUCAUCUCAAUUUAAUAAGAAAUUGGAACCAACAGUGGUGAUAGAAAAACUAAAAGAUCAAUUAGGCAAUCAACUUGUUAUUAAAAGUACGCCGGCUCACAAGCUUGAAGAUACAUCGAUGCAAGAACUGGAAUCAAAUGAUUCAGUAACAGAAGAAGAUAAACAAUUAGAAGUUAUCAAAAAUACUGAAGUCACAUCUCAAUUUAAUAAGAAAUUGGAACCAACAGUGGUGAUAGAAAAACUAAAAGAUCAACUAGGCGAUCAGCUUGUUAUUAAAAGUACGCCCGCCAAAACAACUGUGAAGGAAGCAAUCGUUAUCGCUAAAAAUCAGAAUUUGACAGUAUUAGCAAAUAAAGAUAUAACUAACGACACUAAAGACUGUGUUAUCGCCAAAAAGUGUACUUCGAAUAAAAUUGAUGUAAAAGCAAUACCCAAAACUUCUGUUUCUGAAGCUACCGGACUUCCGCUUUUUGUUGAUGAAGCAAAUAAGUUAAAGCCAACUGUAAUCGAAGACAUGAAAGUCAUUAAACAAAAUACUGCAGUUGGUUCAACGAUUCUGCUUGAUGAAACUAAUAAAUUGAAUUCGGUGGUAGUUGAUGACCAAAACUGUGUCAAACAAGACCUGGCUGUCAAUUUACCGCUUAAUGAUCAAAACGUGGUUAAACAUUCUGAUACAACAGAAAAUGUACCUACUUCAGUUCAGGGACGUAGUUCUAUAGAUGUCCGAAGAGAUGAAUUUAAAAAUGAUAAGUCAAAAAUAUUGAAGAUUGUAUCGAACACAGAGAUGCCAACAGAUACAACGACGGUCAUCAAAUCCAACAGUAGUAUUAUUUCACCAAAUACACCAAGCACUACGAUGCCAACAAAUGCCGAAAGUAAAAUAAAUAUUGAAACCGAUCCGCAAAAACCAGUGCAACAACCACCCCUAGAGUGCCAUAACGUAAAUAAUAAUCCCGUGUUGGCGGUGGAAGACGAUAUUGUGGAAAUCGCUACGAUGCCAUCAAAUGCCGGAAGUAAAAUAAAUAUUGAAACCGAUCCGCAAAAACCAGUGCAACAACCACCCCUAGAGUGCCCUAACGUAAAUAAUAAUCCCGUGUUGGCGGUGGAAGACGAUAUUGUGGAAAUCAUCGAAACUUCAACAGCAGAAACUCAACAAAAGAAAACGACGGAUGUACAUUCAAAUACUGCAAUACUAAAAUGUAACCCGCUUGAUGAAACUUUGAGUAAAGGGCAACACGAAACGAUAGAUACAAGUAAGUCACUUUUGUGUAAGGAAAAUAUCAAUGAAGUUCUCAAUGAUAAAAGUGCAAAUCAGAACUUUGUCACUGAAAAGGUGGACGAGCGCAAAUUUGUCGAUCGACAGUUAUCAAACCAGAAACAGUCUAAUAUAAAUUCCAAGCCAGAAACACAACAUAACAAUCUUAAAGACAUCGAAAGGCCUGAACUACAAGCAACGCCUAAUGCAUUGAUAAACGCUAGUCGUAAAAAUGUCAUUGGUACUAAAAAUAGUGAAAAGACAGGACCAUACAUGAAAGGAGAUAUAAAAAUUGAAGAAGAAUCUUUAGGCGACCCAAAUAAAAAAAUAGUUCGUAUUUCUCUUCCGAAUGGCAAAGUAAUCAAAGCUACGUUUACAGGUAAAGUACAUGCUGAUUUCGAAUCUUUGUUCGAGCACCCUACCAUGCGAGCUAUGCUAGAGGGACACGCCGGCAAAUACAAUGUGAAUUAUAAACAAGUCCAGAUGAAUAAUGAUACCACUAAAAUAUUUUAUCAAAUUCAGGAUUUACGUAUUAAAGAGACAGACGCUGCGUCUAAACCUAUUGACACUAUAAAUUUAAUCAGCGACGACGAAGACGAGCUACAGACUCGUAGUUUUAACACUGAAUAUGGCAAAUAUUGCACAAAUCAUGAUCAAGAAACAAUUGCCAUACAUCAGAAAAAGUUUGACCAAAGAUGCGAAGUCAAAAUGCUUAAAGGUGACUUAUUUAAAAGCAAUAGAACGAAGCCUAAAUCAAAAUCAUUGAACUCGUUACUGACCAGACAUCAGAGUAAACUGUUAUCUUAUGCAUCAUCUAUGACAAGUAUAAUUACUAAAGAAGAAAUUGAUGCUAAUGCUGAUAACUUAACCCAAGCACAAACGGCACCUACUCCUUUAUUGGCACAAGCUACUCCUAUAGUUUCAGAUACGACUGAUGUCAUCGAAAUUGACGAUUAUUCUAAUGACGGCGCAGAAAGCCAAACACUAGAAUCUGACGAUAAUAAAAACAUAGAGCCUGUAAAGGCCGCGCUGGCGAAUUUAUUGUUACAAGAUCGUGGUGUAGAAACAGGCAAAGUUAAUAACCUCCCUUCUCCUGUCAAGAGUGGAGCCGCUGUUGUUAAUUUGAAGAGCGCACUACUACAAGACCUAGGCAUAGUUCCUGCGGAAACUCCAGUAAUUGACAUAACUGAAAAUGACGACGAGGAAGUUGUCUUUUCAACAGACGUUCAGGAACAAAAUAAAAGUUGUGAAGAAACCAAAACGGUAACUAAUGUUGCGACCGAAGAAAAUAAGGUAAUCAAGAAUGAGGAACAAUAUAAUCUUAAAAAAUGUGUUGUGAAACUUGUUAAAUGCGAAACGCUUAUUAAGAAAUAUGAACUUAUGAAAAAAAUGAAGCAUUGCUAUGUUAAAAUGGAGCGGCUUAAUAACUCAAUUCUUCAAACUGAACGCGUUUGUAGAAGGAGUGAAAAAACAAGUGAUAGAGAAACAGGCGAUAUUAACCAAGACCAUGCUGACGAUUUCAUUGAAUUUGAUGUUGAUGAACCAUGUAGUUCACCACAGUUAUCACGUUGUCCUUCAUUAUCAAUCUUAAAUAGUUGGGAUGAUGACAGUCAACCUUCUCUGGAAAACCCAUACUGUACUUCACCGGUCAUGGAGAUUUACGAUACGUUAGUACAGUUGCGCAAUAAGCUAAAAACUGAAUUGGUCAGAGAAUCUAAAGUACUGCUUCCAUCGACUUGUGAUUCUGAAUGGACCAUGACAAAAUUUGGAUACAGUACUCAAGAAAUUCUAUCAGCGUCAUCUAACGUACCAGUAACAGAACUCCGAAACCUAUUGCCCGUUUGUGAUAACGAUAAAACUGAGAGUGCAGAAAAACUUAUAAUGGCAUUCGAAACACCCAAACUUCUAACGAUAACACUAAAGUUCCUAGAAGAUAAUCCCAAUUUACUAUGCCGUUGGGAAUUUGCGCGUAGAAGAGAAUUAAUUUUAAUAACCAAAUCUUCGCCAAAUAAAUUGAAAAGAAAAGCUGAAGAAGUCGUAGGUGAUAUUGUUUCGAGUAAAGUAUUGAAAUUAAGGACAUUAGCGUUGAAAAGUUUCAAUUCCAGCCUUAAAACUCCUAGUAUGCCCAUCAAGAAAGAAAAUAUGGAGGUCCAGUCAGACACUUUUGAAGCUUACCCCAAAUAUAAAACUACGACUGUCGAAAACAUUGAAGAUGUUUGUCUGAUUGUGCAAACUGACAAGACAAGUAACACUGAUAUGGAUUCGCAAAGUGAGGACAGGAACGAAGAGACCAAUCUACAAGAUACAAAGAUGGUUGUCGAUUCCAUAAUGAGUCCAACUGAUAUUGAAACACUUGGGAAAGAAACGCAAGUAACUACAGAAACGGAAGAGUUGGAACCAGCUCAAUCUGAUACAAUCAUGGGUGACGACAAUGUAUUGCAAUUGAAAGAGGUUCAAAAUAGUGUUACAUGCUUACCUAGCGAUAUUGACACUUUCGACAAAGAUUUUGUACUAGACUAUCGAGAAGUAUCUUCCCCUUCAUUGCUCAGUGAUUAUGUUGAAACUUUUGAUGAAGAAAAUAAAAUAAACACAAAUGUCUUCAAUGAAGAGGUAGUUAACGAUAAUACGCUCUAUUCGAAGGUGAUUACAACGCAAAAUCUAGAACUAAUGUCCCCGCCACCUCUUAGCGAUGGUACCGGAGGUGAUGAUGGAGAAAAACAAACAAAUACAGCCGAUGUUAACGAUCAGUCGGCAAACGAUACACCUACACAUUCGAGGGAUAGCAAUUAUGUCAUAUGUCUGGCAAAAGUUGGAGAUGACAACGACAAACUAACCUCUCCACCACCGUUUAGUAGUAAUAACAAUGAAAAUGGUUAUGAAAAUAAACGAACAAGUAUAAGCGUUAGCAAUGAAGAGACAGAGCUGAAUGACCUUUCACCUUUAAAGGAUGUAGAUAAUUUAGUCGCAUGCUCAACUAAAGAAAUUAACUCGUCAGAAGCCAAAGGUAUUAUAGAGGACAUUCAAGAAGUAACAUCACCAUCGCUCACCAAUAACAAUAAAUUUGAUAAAGAAAUGGACAUAAGUAUUAAUAUCAAUAACGAGGAGGCAGUAAAUAAUGUUUCACAAUCUAACAACGUAGAAUAUUUCGCCGCAUCAUCUAGCGAAACUGAUGGUUUAGACAGAGACAUUAUAGAGGAUAACCAACAAACAACAUCCCCGCUGCCACGUAACGAUAAUGCUGAAGCUGACAGAGAUAAACAUAUGGGUAUUAACUUGAUGGAUGUCAUAGAGGACAGCCAAGAAGUAACAUCGCCAUCGCUCACCAAUAAUAAUGAAUUCGACAGCGAAAAUGAUAUCAAUAACGAGGAGGCAGUCAAAGAUGUAUCACAAUCGAAGGGGGUAGAAUAUUCCGCCGCAUCAUCUAACGAAACUGAAGGUUUAGACAGAGACAUUACAGAGGAUAACCAACAAACAACAUCCCCGCUGCCACGUAACGAUAAUGCUGAAGCUGACAGAGAGAAACAUAUGGGUAUUAACUUGAUGGAUGUCAUAGAGGACAGCCAAGAAGUAACAUCGCCAUCGCUCACCAAUAAUAAUGAAUUCGACUGCGAAAAUGAUAUCAAUAUUAAUAUCAAUAACGAGGAGGCAGUCAAAGAUCUAUCACAAUCGAAGGGGGUAGAAUAUUCCGCCGCAUCAUCUAACGAAACUGAAGGUUUAGACAGAGACAUUACAGAGGAUAAUCAACAAACAACCUCCCCGCUGCCACGUAACGAUAAUGCUGAAACUGACAAAGAGAAACAAAUGGAUAUUAACUUGAGCAAUGAAGAGGCAGUAAACAAUAUGUUACAAUUGAUGGACGUAGAAAGUUUCGACUCUUUCGACAAAGACAUUACUGAUGACCAUCAAGAAGACUUGUCUCCACCGCCGCUUAGCGAUAAUACUCAAACUAGCGAUGAAGAUGAAGCAAACGAUCUAUUACAAUCGAAGGAGGUAGCAAGUUCUGCUUCAUCACCUAGCAAAGCUGAUUUCGGAAAAGAUUUCUCCGAUGACAAUCAAGAAGAUAUGUUUCCUCCACCGCUUAGCGAUAAUACUGAAACUGACGAUGAAGAGAAUCAAAUGAGCAUAAUCAACAUCCACAACAGACAGUCAAAGGAGGUAGAAAAUCACUUGGUUGGCUCACUAAGCGAAACUGACUACUCCAACAAAGACAAGACGGAGGACAUCCAUGUUAGCGAUAAUAGUGAAACUGUUCAUAGUGACGAUCAAAUAAGUAUAGACCUCAGUGAAACUGUCGCUACCGACAAAGAUGCUACAGAGGAUACACAAACAGUAAACUCUCCCAUACCGCUCACCGAACAUACUGAAACUAAAGAAAAACAGAUGAGUAAAAAUGCCAGUAACCAAGAUCCAACUACCGACACUUUGCAUAUAGAAGAAAUGGAUAUCAGUGAUGGAUUGGCUGAAAUCUCUGUAGACGAGCUACCUGAAGUUUGUGAAGUUGUGGUUAUUGCUACAGACGUUCCCGAUAUAGAUAUUGUUGAAACAUUGAUGAACACCAGUAAAGAAAUAACCCAAAUGGCUAAAGAGAAUGCUUCGGGAAUAAAUCACGAUUCGGAGAAUAAAUCACCAGAUUUUAUAGAUAGUAAAAAAAUCACUUUUAACUAUCACGAUUAUACUAAACAGACUACAAAGAAACAAGACGUUACUACAACAAAUUCAAUAAGUAGCAAUAUUACUGACUGCACAAAAGAGAAUGUAACUGAUUUUAAUAUCGAAAGUUUAAGUUUAAGGGAGCAGUCUACAAAGGACACACCAUCUUGUGAAAUAAUAACUAACAAAAAUUGUCCUCUAAAAUCAAAGCCGGAAUGCAAGUACGAGUUAAUUCAAGAAGAUGAUUUCUUAACUGUAAACAUCACAACUGAAAAUGAUGAAGACAAUAACAAAACAAAAGCUGUAUUUUUAAGUCCCAGCGUUGUUGAGGAAGACACAGUUGUCGUUGCGUCGCCUUGCUCUAAUAAUGCUGAUGAUAUCAAUCUCAAAGGUUUUGAGUUUGAAGACGUAUACAUAUUUCCACUAAGCCAAGCAGGCAGCAAUAACAGCAACCUAUCUAACGACAGCCUUGUUCAAGAAUUAAAUAGUGAAAACGCGACUUACGAUGUACCGAAUGAUCUACAUGAUAUCGAUUUUCACGUAAAAGAACCUGAACUGACAUAUUCCCGAAAACGUAAAAUGAGCAUGAGAGACGUAAAAGUUUCAGAAAAGAAAUAUAGGAAAGGUAAAAAUAUUGACUGUUCAAAACAAACGCAAUUCAGCAUGAUCGAAUUAGCCUACAGCAAAGAAUAUAAGCGACUACUAGAAUAUUGUUCGUCAGUUAAGUUUUCAUAUUCACGCCCUUUUCAUAAAGAAUGUAUUGAAAUCGAAGAUCUAAUGGACAACUGGCCCAUAAAUAGCGUUUGUUAUGAUGUCGCUCUAGACGACGUAACUGAUGAACGGUUAUUUGUUGAUUUAGAAGAUUAUGAUUCUUAUCAACCGGAUCCCGCAACACAAACAUUUGUUGAAGAAAUUAGUUACGAAUAUAAUAAAACUGAUGCCGCCCAAGAAGACCCAAAUAUUGAGAUUAGUGAAACAAAUUUCAAUAUGGGUUUUGGUGAGGGGUCCGGCAGAGUCAUCCAAAUUUUGAAAAAACAAAACGAAUCAAAUAUUUCGGCUGCGACUCUGUCGGACGUAAAGCAAUCUCAGCCGGUUUCUAAGUCCGUAGACCCCGACGACUGCAACCAUAUAACAACGAACAACGACGAUGAAAUAAAGAAAAUAAGGCAACAUGUAAAUUUCAUCGAACUACGGGAUAAGGUUCGGCAAUUUUUCAAGAAAUCAACAGUUGAAUUAAAAUCAGACUGGGUAAAGCAAAACACAAAAGAUGAACUUAUACCGGAAGAUUUUCCUUUUGGUCUUUGUAGUUUUGAUUAUGUAAAACCAGUCCCAACAAACGUCAUAGUCCAAGUGGUUCAAGUAGGCCAGCUUCCCGUAAGUGCAGCUGCUCAAAAUCCAGUAACUUGUGACCCGCGAGUGACACAGGUUUCGGACGCCAGUCCUUCCCAGUGUUCAGUGGACAAUAGUCCCAACGAUGACUCUCAAUCUGAAAUAAAAACCGAAUAUACAGAAUUAACAACUGCCGAUUUGUCCUUACCUCUCCAAGAAUAUGCACAGCAAAAUCAAGUUAGUCUCGCAUCUCAAGACAGUAAUGUUGAGCUUAUUGAACAAACGAUUUCACUUGAAAUGGAAAUAAAAGCAGAAGAAAGCCCUGUUAUAAAACAAGAGCUGCCAGACAUCAAAGAGGAGAAAAGUAAUUCUUCUGAUACAGAGUUGCAUACUCUAAACAACGCAACGCCCGAAAAUAUGGAUUACUCAUUCGAAAAUAAUACAGCCAAGUCUGAUGCCAACAGUGUAAAUUAUAACUCUUCUGAGCAAAACAGUUCUGAAACGUUCUCCCAGCAACGUCAACAAAAUGGAACCUCGGAGAAGACGGAUCAAAUCGCACAUGCGAUGAGCGCUGCUGGCAUCACUACAACAGCAGAGGCUGUAACUAACACUAGAGCUCACGCUUUAGUAAAUAUCCUUUCUCAGAAGAUACGACAAGGCACCGUAAAUACCACGCAAACUACCACAAAUACGUACUCGAAGACAUCAAUUAACGCAAUGGCUCUACAGCAAGCCUUAGCCCAAAUUUUGCCCCCACCGUUGAAUCAGACGGGGUCUAGUGAAAACAGCCAGUCACAGUCGACGCCAGUUGGGCCUCAAGUUUUGCAUAUUGUGCAAGGAAAGAAUUCUUCUGGCAAUCAGAUUACACUUGUAGAUAACUCUCAACAGUCUGUUAUAAGCACGCCUAACGCCACCCAGGUCCUGCAUAUCGUGCAAAACAAAAACGCGACAUCGGGCCAAGCUUCAAAUGGAACUCUAACACCACAAGCUAAUUCAUUUAGCGGCCUCUCAUUGGUCGAUGCCGGCCUCCAACAGGGCGGGAACCAACUACUCCAUAUUGUCAACACAGGAAACCAGAAGACUGGUAACCCUGGUCAGUUACUAAAGCGUGUCAAUCUUCUAACGAAUCUUACUAAUGUACAAGGCUCAAAUGAGCAAAAAAUGGUACAAUUCGUGUGCAAGUCUGCGGACGGCAAAGCUAUUCAACUGAACGCACCACAUCAGCGAAGUAUGGUCUUAAGGCUACAGCCUAUUGAGACUCCCAAUGUUCAGGCCCCGGCUACGAAACCGGCGGAGUCUCAAGAACUGAACACAUCACCAACUAGAUCCACUACCAAUAAAGAAAGCGCUAGCCAACAAGAAAUUAAGUCUCGUUCCAUCUACGAAGAAAAUUACGCCAAAUUCAUACAGAACUCAUCCAGCAAAACGCCUGGCUUAGAAAAGUCUACUAGCUUGCCAAAAUUUAACCAAGCUUUUGGCAAACAAGUAUAUCAAGAAGGCAGUCAAAAACAAGGUGAAACUGCAACUAACAAUUCUCAUUUAACACCCGUGAACAACAACUCUGAUAAUGCUGAAUGUCCGGCGAACGAUAAUGCAAUUAACUUGGAGCACAUGGGGAAUAUUUCAAGUCCGCCACUGCUCAUUAGGAAACCAGUAGUGACUACACAAUCGCAAUCCAAUAUCGUGCAACAAAUCAAGCAAACAAUCGCGCCCAUGAACAUUCAAACUAUGCACGGUGGCGUCAUUUACACGCGUCAAAUACCUGUCAAUAUUGGUGGAGGACAAACUAUAAAUUUAAUAACAGUCCCUAGCACAGAGUUAAUAAAUGAUGACUCAUCUAAAACACAAUCGCAAAAUAACCAGGGAGAAAUCGAGCCUUCUAUUAUUAAGAUUGUCCCUCAAAGCCAGACUUCAACAAAUAAUGACAGUUCGCAAGAAGAAAGUAAUAGUCAUGCAAGUGGCUCGAACGAAAAUGCUCAAACUCCUCAGCCACAGCCAGUUUUAACGCAAAUGAGAAUAAAACUACCCAUGUUGAGUAAAGCCCCGCAAAUGGUGCCUGGUGCUAGAGUCGUCAGGCCAUCGUUUUUCCAAAUCCAAAGAAACGUUAUUGGCGGUGCUAACCAACCGGUAUACCAACAACUUGUGUUAACGGCCGCCCCGCCGUUGGGCCAACAAACGAUUAGAUUGCCAUCUCAAGCAAGCCGCCCCGUUAAAGUGCCUUCUGAAAAUCAAUCGUCCUCUUCUGAAUCUCAGAUGAGCUCGUCCACAUUAGAACAGCUGCGAGAAUUCGACAUGGUUUUAGAACAAGUGAAAGAGAGAAGCACAUCGACGCCAAGUGCAAACUCAAACAAUAGCUCUUUUAAAAUACAUUCUUCAGACACUACCGAUGGUAACGCUUCUAGCAACUGUUCUACAGAAUCAACCUCACAAGUGCUAUACUCUAUCGGAAACAAUCAGUCACUAAAUGUGGCUUAUGUUAACAGAAAAACUACUGUGACUACUCCGACUACGUCAACCUACGUGCGUUCGCCGGACUCCUCGGGUAUCGCAGAUUCACCGACAUCUUCGACGCACGCAAUAACUCACACUGUGACCACUGACUCAUCCCCCACGGAAAUGUCUUCCCAAUCAAAAUCGAAAGUGGGCUCUAAAUCAAAAUCGAGACCGAAAUCGACCUCAAAUCCACCGAACACUCUUAAAUUGAGUUCCUCUGUUCCGCCGAAGCCUUCAUCGCAGAAACCUUUAGAAGACGAGCAAACUACCCAAAGGAUACUGUACAUACUGGCUGAAUAUAAAGAGCAAGUUGAAAACUCACCAGAUAAAGAUAAACCUGCACCACGUAGGAGGUCCAAUCCGCCUUCGAACCCAGGAUCAUCGAAACGCAAGAAGAGUUCCAGCUCACGUCGAUCGGGUACGAGGGAUAUGAGUCCCGUUCACGGUGAAGACACCUGCCGCACGAUGGGCUCGGAAGACAGUAGCUGUGGUACUUCUCAAGGGGACUGUACAGAAAGCUGCCUAGACAGUCACUCUCCACAAGACAGUCCGCGUAAAGUGGCCCGAAAGAUAACCUUUGAUCAAGAUCUGACGGUCACUCAACCUCGGCCGCAACCUCAGAGAAAUGUUAUAGUAGCUGACGGGCAGACGAUCACCGUCGCUCGCGGGACCACUGGAAAACCAGCCACUGCAGUUCUGAUGCCAGCUAACUACAUCUUACCAGUGUCUAUGGUGAAAGGCGGUCAGCAGAUCGCUAUUGUAACCAAUCGAGGCCCGAAAUUAUUGACUGUUGGAGGCGAAGGCGGCGCGACCAACGCGCUGCUGCUUCAGCGGUUGAUAGGGCCGGCGGGUUUAAAGCCUGUGUUAGCCCGUCCGGGGGUUCGACACGUGAGGCUACCUACGGCUGCCUUACAUAACCUUCAAGCGUUUAACUUGGCAACAGCGACAACGGUUCAGCCUCCAGACAGCACAGCGUCGCCGACACCGGGUCCAACGCCUCCUGAGCUCGUCGAUACGCGCGCCACCAGCUCACCCUGGACUGAUCGGGACGAGGUGAAGCCGGAGCGCAGCUCGAGCCCCGAGGGCUCGGAGCCCUGGAACCUUCCAUCCACCGACGCGCACGAUUAUACCUACGAAGAGACCGUGCGCACUGACAACAUGGACAGAACCGUGCUGGAUCAGAUCCCAGAUCGAUACAGUCCCGAUAUGGAAGCGCAAAGGAUAUUUGAUAAGAUGUUCGACGUAGACUCGAAAAAGUCAUACGCCGUCGAUUCGCCGCGUUGCGCGUACGAUAUAGACCCGUCCGAUUGCGACGAUAAGGCCUACCAGGUUGUGCAAAAGAAAGACGGUUCGCAGAGGCAACACAGGCUUGCCCACGUGUCGGCCGCCGCCCUGAGACACAAGUACGCUAUACUGGAACACGAGUUGAGAUUACAAAAAUCUUUAUCGGAGGAGUGCGAAGACUUGGGAGUAGACUCCCCCUCCGCAUCAGAGCUGUUUCCCGAGGCGGAGUUGCUCUUUGCAAACUCGCCUGCUCAUGAGCAAAACCAAGAACAUCAUUCGCACACCCCUCAACCCCUCCAAAGCUCAAUACCCCAACCGGACAUGGACGACCAAAUCGCCACAGACCACCUGAUCCCGCGCGAGAUCGACGUCAGUCUCGGCCUGGGUGACGUCGGCAUAGUGGCCGUCAGUGAAGACGGCAGCGCCACUAUAGCGUUGGAUCAGGAGGAAUUUGCGAGGGCACAUCCCAAUACGACGUUCCAUAGCGAACCGACGGAAGGAGAGGUGCAACCCUUUACGAUAGCCGGGAUCAAAGGCCGCCACAUCACUUCAACGAUAUUCCACUCCAAUAGCGCGCCAGCCACCGUGCUAAUGACCGCUCCUCAAGCCACCGUCAUCUCACAGGCUCCAGAGCACAGCGUCAAGUACGAGAUAGAAAACAUGAUCAACUCCAUGCCUAGCUCCCAUAACAAUGACAUUAACCUCUCCUCGGUCCUGGUGAAAGAUGACGGUUUGACCAGGUUCGACAAUAUUCUCACAGACUCCAGGGAACUGCAUCUGACCAACACGGCGUCCGCCAUUGUGCAUUCCUCGGGCAACGCCACACAAGUCAUCAGAAGGGUCUGCUACGAGGACGACAAGAGAGAAAGAGACGCUAGGUACCUUAUCGACGAACCUGAUAAUUUAAUCGCGGGCGAUGACGCGAAAAUGAUCGCCGAAGACAGCUCCAGGGAUGCGACCCUGGAGUCGAUGGCCGACGUAGACGACGAUAGGUCCAGCCCGGAGCGGCACGCCGAGCUGUUCUGGGAGUCCAACUCGGCCUCCGAACGCUCCGAAAGCCGGCGGCCUCUCGACUUCAGCAGCGACAGCGACAAAUGUUGCAAGAGUCCGUCUUUCGACGAGACCAACUCGACGGAUUCGAGCGGCGUCGGCGCUCACAUGAGGCUCGACUCCGUGAUUAAAGAGGCGCGGGGCCGGGACAGCGGCGACGGCUCGUCGGCGGACGACGCGCACCCCCCGCUCCGCACGUACCCGCCCAAGCGCCCCUACCACCCGCUGGAGGGCGCGGCGCGGAGCCUGUCCGGCAAGACGCGCGCCGGCGAGCGCGAGCCGGACAGCCUGGAGGGGCGCCGGCGCGCGUCCGGGCGCGGGGUGGUGAAGCGCGGCUGCCACUGCUGCAACGGCUCGCCGGCGCCGCCCCGGCCCAAGAAGCCGCGCCAGCGGAAACCCACUCUAGACUUCAAUACCGACAACUGAGAGCCGCGGUCCGUCCGCUCGACUGAUAUGCGAUCUCAACCGCGAGGUUCCGACUCUUUUGUAGGUGUAAUAUAAUAAAGUUGUUGAAUUGUUUUGUAUAUAAUUUUUAUAUGUAAGUAAGCGUUGGCCCCGUUCGCAGCAGAUUCGAUGAGUGAUUUAUUUUGUUGAUGUUUUAGUUUUAAGUUCAAGUGGUCGAUUUCUAGAUGUUAAAAGUAUGAUUUUCCGCGAAGUCUCGUCACCGGUCGGUUCAAAUAGGGUAUCUUAUUUUUUUAACGGUGCGUACCGAAUGAUUUGUGAGACUUUUGUAUUUAAUUGUUAACAUUUUCUUCGUGUAAUAUAUCCGUAUACAUAUUGUAUUGAUAUGUACUUGUAUAAAAACGUAUUUAGAAUAACCUCCAUUUUAGUGUAAGCGUUUCCGAUAGUGAUUACAGGCCAUACUCAUUGUGAAUUUAUUCCUUUACGCAUUAAAUGUAACUUUAAUUUUACGUGUAGUCGUGUUUUUCGCUCAGCGUGUCUCGUUUCGCCUCCAUCCGUACGUCCCGAAAACUGUAUCAUACCGUAGCUUAAGUCAACUUAAGUCGAUUACCAACUUCCAAGGGAAAACUGCACAAAAUGAUUUUUAACUACGUCUUGACUGCGAUUUAUUUUUGAGACUUGAUUUUUCUAAAAAAUAAACGAUCGGUGCCAAACCGUAGUCAACUCUGCGCUUGCGUUCCGUGGACGCUGCUCCUUAAACUGGUUUAACUAGAGAAUAUGUUGAUUUAGUGUGAAUUUGGUAUUCAUAGUGUAAAAGUAAAUUGUGUAAAUAAUAGAUUUUGUCCCCCAAUUUUGUUUCGGGGACCGUCUAGUCACUAUACCGGUAAUAAUAGUAUAAAUGUGUUGGUUCUGGCCGAGAUAGGUCUAACUCCAACAGGCAUUGCGCAGUAAUGACGCUUUUGUACAUAAUGCCCGAGUUUUGAGCAGCGCAGUUACUCGGGUGACGCAUUGUACAUAAAAGAAUGUGUUAACAUAAGCCUUACGGCCGUAUUAUAGUGAAAUGUAAUGUAACAGGCGUCUUUACGCCCGACUCAAUAUAAUCCAUAGUUCAGAAGUUACUUCAGUAGACGUAUAAAUAGUGUAUUGGUUAAUGUGAGAUAGUUUCUAAUCGUCGAGCCCUGAGGCAAUAUUUUCUCGGAUUUAUGACUAGAGGCACUUAUCGGUCUUUCGAGAAAUUGUCAUAUUUUUUUCCGGGUAUCCGCCAUUUUUAAAAUUAAGGUUCAAAUUUUGUAUAAUCAAAUUGUUAUUGUUCAGUGGGCGACGGCUCUACGAUAUUAUCUACGAUUUCAGUAUUCCGUUAUGUUAUUUUUUCACAUACUUACAUAAGUAGAAGUUUAUAAAAAUGAUAGAUAUACAAUGGAACUAACUGUGUAUAGGUUUCAUCGUUUAUUUUUAAAUCACCAGAUUGUGUUUCCGUGAAUUUAUGUGAACAUUAUUUUUUAAAAAUGCUAAAGAGAAAAUGAUCAUUAAAACUUAUCUAUUAAAUAA
Messenger RNA from Cydia splendana, 20484 nucleotides. RefSeq lists its product as uncharacterized. Lineage: Eukaryota; Metazoa; Arthropoda; Insecta; Lepidoptera; Tortricidae. Bases 181 to 18960 code for a protein of 6259 amino acids. The record is from RefSeq and is a predicted model, not a curated record. The transcript is spliced from 15 exons.